Dentiscutata erythropus is the source of this 705-nucleotide messenger RNA. NCBI's taxonomy places the organism in Eukaryota, Fungi, Glomeromycota, Glomeromycetes, Diversisporales, Gigasporaceae. The record is from the annotation of a GenBank genome assembly.
AUGAUUUCUUCGUUUCGACGCUUGCCCCCCAGGAUUUUAACUAACAUUAAAAUACAAAAACGCCUUUUCUGGUCUUUUUUUAUAAAAGAGAAAAAAGACAAAAAGUCAGCGGAAGCCCAUGAUUUAGUCACAUCUGUAAUCUCAAAAAAAUUAUUUGUGACGGACUUAACGAUAAAGCAAAUAUAUGAUGAACAUAUACAAAAAUUAGAAGCAAAGAAUAAAGAGAUGAUGAAAAUAUAUGCUGAUUGUAUACAGAAAUCAGAAGAACAUAAAGAGGAGAUAGAUGAUGAACACAAUUUUCUUGCUCGUUCAGAAGAAGUUUUUCAACUUCGAAGAGUCUGUAACGUCAGAUCAGCUUUGGAGUAUAUCCGUAGUUGGAAAGGUGAAGAUCCUCUGUUAUAUGAACCUGUCGAUAAAGUAUUAGAAAAGCUGAGCAAUGAUCAACGAUUUAAAGAAUGCCUCAUAAACACGUGUGAGAUGAAUAAUGUGAAUAUGGAAGCCGUGAAGAAGUGUAUAGGUGGGUUGUAUCAUACAUCAUCAAAGGGUUUGCAUGGUUAUUACAAAGUUGUGAUUUGUGAGAAGGACUGGGUGGUCAAUGAGAUAAUUGCCUUGGGUCUAAUUUUCAAAUAUUAUGGGAUCCCCUUCGACUAUAUGAAUAAGGAGGGACAUUUGGUGCAAUUUCCAUACAAGUUAGCAUCACGUUAA